CUCGCUGGAGCCCAGCUGGAGUCUGGUGGCACCAUUACUACAGAAGAGCAGAUUGUUCUUGUGCUGAAAGCUAAAGUAGAGUGUGAACUCAACAUCACAGCUCAGCUCCAGGAAGGAGAGGGAAAUUGUUUUCCAGAAUGGGAUGGACUCAUUUGUUGGCCCAGAGGAACAGUGGGGAAAAUCUUGGCUGUUCCCUGCCCUCCUUAUAUUUAUGACUUCAAUCAUAAAGGAGUGGCUUUGCGACGCUGUAACCCCAAUGGAACAUGGGAUUUUAUACACAGUUUAAAUAAAACCUGGUCUAAUUAUUCAGAUUGCCUUCGCUUUCUUCGGCCUGAUACCAGCCCAGGGAAGCAAGAAUUCUUUGAACGCCUGUAUGUCAUGUACACUGUUGGAUAUUCCAUCUCCUUUGGCUCCCUGGCUGUGGCUAUUCUCAUCAUUGGCUACUUCAGACGAUUGCAUUGCACUAGGAAUUAUAUCCACCUGCACUUAUUUGCAUCCUUCAUGCUGAGAGCUGCAAGCAUUUUCGUCAAGGACAGAGUGGUCCAUGCUCACAUAGGGGUCAAGGAGCUGCAGUCCCUGAUGAUGCAGGAUGACCUACAGAAUUUCAUAGAUGCGCCUUCUAUGGACAAAUCACAAUAUAUUGGGUGCAAGAUUGCUGUUGUGAUGUUUAUUUACUUCUUGGCUACAAACUACUAUUGGAUCUUGGUGGAAGGUCUCUAUCUGCAUAGUCUAAUCUUUGUGGCUUUCUUUUCCGACACCAAAUACCUGUGGGGUUUCACCUUGAUAGGCUGGGGGUUCCCCGCAGUAUUUGUUGCAGGCUGGGCUGUGGCACGAGCAACUGUGGCUGAUGCAAGGUGCUGGGAACUUAGUGCUGGAGACAUAAAGUGGAUUUAUCAAGCCCCUAUCUUAGCAGCUAUCGGGCUGAAUUUUAUUCUGUUUCUGAAUACAGUUAGAGUUCUGGCUACCAAAAUUUGGGAGACCAAUGCAGUUGGGCAUGAUACAAGAAAGCAAUACAGGAAACUCGCCAAAUCCACGCUGGUCCUGGUGCUGGUGUUCGGGGUGCAUUACAUCGUGUUCGUGUGCCUGCCCCACUCCUUCUCGGGGCUCGGGUGGGAGAUCCGGAUGCACUGUGAGCUCUUCCUCAACUCCUUUCAGGGUUUCUUCGUGUCGAUCAUCUACUGCUACUGCAAUGGAGAGGUUCAGUCUGAGGUGAAGAAGAUGUGGAGCCGGUGGCAUCUCUCCAUCGACUGGAAAAGGACGCCCCCAUGCGGCGGCCACAGGUACGGCUCCGUACUCACCACCAUGACGCCCAGCACCAGCAGCCACUCGCAGAUGGCAGCCAGCACUCGCAUGGUCCUCCUCUCUGGCAAAGCGACCAAGACGGCCGGCCAGCAGCCCGACAGCCACGUGACUUUACCCGGCUAUGUCCGGAGUAACUCAGAGCAGGACUGCCAGCAACACUUGAUCCAUGAGGAGACCAAGGAAGGUAACGGGAGGCAGGGAGAGGAAACUCCAGUGGAGGUGUCUUCCAGGCCAAUGGAAGGUACCCGAGUCCCUGAAGGAAUCAAAGGAGAAAUAGAGGAUGUUCUCUGAAUCAACAUCUCUGGCUUGAAAGAGCCGGUCCAUCUGGUUGCCCAAGAGCUGAUGCUCCAAGAGCUUGGCCAUCAUCCCUCUGCUUGAGCCCCAGAGCUGAAAAUUCAGGCUUAGGCUGUUACUUGACAAAAAUUGUCAGGCUACAUGAGUUGGCUCCUAUACAUACUAAAGACACAAAAAGGAGAAGUGUCAUUGAUGUGGUUUAUGACCUUGUUUUGACAUCAGAUUCUCUUCUAAAUUGAUGUGUGAUACUUGCUCUGCGAUUGUUCCUUUAUCAGCUACUCUUGGGUAGAAAACAUUUUAGUUGCUUGCCUAUAGUUUUCUCUUACAAAUACCACUCUAAGAAUGAUAGAGCUCAUUUAGUAUGUGUCAUUUCCGUUUAGGAAAUUAACACUCUCUUUUUUCUCUUUCUCCCCUGAAUGUACUUCUAUCACUGCCUUCUUUUUGCCGGUGUGUUAGGAGCCAUUAGGAUCUGAAAAUGUAUGUUGAAAGAUUAAAGACCUAA
Myotis davidii is the source of this 2098-nucleotide messenger RNA. RefSeq names its product parathyroid hormone 2 receptor (gene PTH2R). The transcript is spliced from 13 exons. Gene Ontology annotation, molecular function: parathyroid hormone receptor activity; G protein-coupled peptide receptor activity; peptide hormone binding. Gene Ontology annotation, biological process: adenylate cyclase-modulating G protein-coupled receptor signaling pathway; cell surface receptor signaling pathway. The record is from RefSeq and is a predicted model, not a curated record. Gene Ontology annotation, cellular component: plasma membrane. The annotation marks the transcript as partial. NCBI's taxonomy places the organism in Eukaryota, Metazoa, Chordata, Mammalia, Chiroptera, Vespertilionidae.